GAGGGGGCUUAAGCAUGAGGGGAGAGGAGUGAGGAUGGAUCAAACGCGCACUAUCCUCGCAUGACAAUGAUGACAACCACUUUAUACUCCAAGACGUAAUAUUAUUUUUCACUUCACGUUUCAGGAUAACGGUAUACAACAACCGCAAACUUUCUGAAAUACAGUGACUUGAUGGGAAAGUAACGGUUCUCUUCACCAAAACUACAUCAAACUCUUCAAAUACAACGUAUAUUAAAAUAUAUAUAUAUAGUGUUACCUUCAUUGUUUCACAACUAAUUUAUCGUGCUUCAUAACCCCCCGCGUAACUUUUUGGAUGGUUUUGGGACAGAUGAAAGAGAGAUGACGGACUUAUUUUGAAAGACUACUUGAACUGUGCUCAAAUAUAUCUUUGAAUCCAAAAUGGAAUCGUCGCUUAUGUACCUGUUUUUAUCGUUGACGUUACCUGGAGUCAUUUGGCGUGCGUCUUCGAAUCCCUCACUGAACAAUCUCCAACCCGCUCUGAGCCAAUCCAGUUCAAAUGGGGGGAGAGUAGCGAGCAGGCACAGGAACUGGUGUGCUUACGUGGUGACACGCACCAUCAGCUGUGUAAUGGAGGACGGUGUGGAGACGUACGUGAAGCCAGACUACCAGAGAUGUGCCUGGGGGCAGUGUUCCAGAGUGAUGGCGUAUCGUACGUACCGGAGGCCCAGGUACAAGGUGGCUUAUAAGAUGGUGACAGAGAUGGAGUGGAAGUGUUGUCAUGGUUACUCCGGGGACGACUGCUAUGAUGGUCCAACGGGGACCGGGGACAGCCAGGUCACAGCGGGACGACCUCACGUCACACAGACCGGAUACAACAAUGGAGGUGGGCAGAAGGGAGGAGAGGGUGACAAUGACAAGAUGAGACAGAUGGAGGAGACUAUUCAGAGGUUGACCAAGGACCUCCAUGACAUGCAGUCCACCAUGACGGGCAUGAACCUGAGGUUCCAAGAUGGAACUAGGAGGCCAGGCCUGAACGGAGACAGGACCCCUGCAGACGCAGCCAAGCCCAUGAAAGAGACCAUCCACAACAUUCAGACCAAACUUGACCAACUGGACAAUCGCACGCAGGUCCACGACCAGACCCUGCUGUCCAUCAACAACCACUUGGUCAACGGUGACAGAGGUUCCCGCGGCAAUGAGCUAGACGGAGCUGUCACAGGCAAGAUGGACGCCAUGAAGGAGGAGAUCCUCCGCGAACUGGAGAGGAGGGUCAGUCUGUCGUGCUCCUCCUGCCAGAGCGGGGUGGAGGACAUGAGGAAGCAGCAGAGGAGUGACCAGGAGAAGAUCAGUGGUCUGGAGAAGUUGCUGAGCUCCAUGGAGCAACACUACCGCCACAACAUGGACGUCACCCGGAGGGAGAUGGAACGUACACAGGGCUGCUGCAACAGCGUCACGGAGAUGGACAGGAGGCUGACCACCACGGAGGGGAAGUUUAACGCCACAGCACAAGGCUAUGAUGUCAUCAAAGAGCGCCUGGACAAGGAGCUGGGUGCGGGGUCGGGUGGUGGAGGAGGAGGAGGUGAGAAAGGAGGGAGGACGAAGGUGACGGAGGAGAAGCUGAACAGUAGACUGAGGGAGGUGGAGAGGAGGCUGAACAACACGGUGAGGAAGACAGAGCAGAAGUUCACCAACACAGGAAACAACAUGAAGGACAACCUGCAGAGAGAGGUCACCACCAUUCGUAACAUAGUCCUCAGCCACAUGGAUGACCACGGCUACAGGAUAGGCAAGGUGGAGCUGGACCUCACAGUCCUGACGGACACGGUUACGGACCACAGCCGACGACUGGGUCAACUAGAGAACACGACAAACUUUAUCGACACCGAACUGUCGAGGACAGUGGACAUGUGCUCCGAGACCUGCGGCCCCAACGGGAAGGGCCGUAAGACAGAAGACAUGGUCAAGACCUUGGAGUGGAGAGUAGUGGCCAACAAGGAGGACAUCCAGAAGUUUGAUACCAGACUCAAGGACCUGUCGCUGACUGGCGACUCUAUCAUAGACCGAGUGUUGGAUCUCAGCAACGACGUUAAGAAGAUCAAAGGAUUGACGGGGGAGGACGGCGAGCGCUUCAACCAGAUAGUCACGGAGGUGGAGACGCUGGGGCGGAGCGUGGACGACUGCUCCCUCUGUAGCACUGUAGAACAAGACCUGCAGUCGUUCACCAACAGCACCAACAGCGCCAUCUGGAGGUGCCAAGCGGAACUGACCAACCUACGCAACAGGUUUGACUCUGAGGAAUCCUCUUGUUCCCAGCUGUGCUCUAACCUGCAGGAGGAAGUGGGGAGGCUGAAGGAGGAAGUGGAGGAGUGUACAGGGAAGUGUAAGACCGGCCUGACGGACCUAAAGAAAAACCUGGACGGACAUACGACCCUCCACGGACGGUUGGGAACGGACCUGAAAUCCAUCCAGGGGGAACUAUCCAAGUUCACCAUCAGGUUUACUACCCUGAAUGACUCUGUGAAGGGGCUAGGUCAUACGGUGCAGAGGCAUGGCAACACCAUCACAGACCUGGGCUCUACCAAGGAUAACAUCAUGUCUGAGUUGGACCAUGUGCAGACAGAGCUGGACGAGCACGUCAAGGACACCAGGGGGCGCUUCACUGACCUGGGUCGUGAGAUAAAGACCAUCACCAGUAAAUACGUGACGGAGAUUGGGGAGUGUCGGCGGUCCGGGGAUGGGCUGGACAAGAGGCUGUCCAAGAUGGAGGAGGUCUGUGGCCGGCUGGAUGGUGUCUCCAACAGCCUGGCCAAGAUCAAGGAGGGGCUGAACAGACACGUGUCAGGGUUGUGGAACUGUGUCAACACGCUCAACUCUACGGUCAUCUUCCACGACGAGUCCAUCGACAACAUCCAGAACGUCCAGCUUCCAGACGUUCACUCUGACAUCAACAGGCUCAACACCUCUGUCCUCAACGUCCUCGAGGAGUUCCACAGCUUUAAACAACAGGACUUUGUCGGUUCCCCUGGUCUGCCCGGUCCGAGGGGAGAGAGGGGCUACUCUGGACUCCCAGGGCCAAAGGGACCCCAAGGAAGAGAAGGGCCCCAAGGCAAACCUGGCAAGGAGGGGCCCCUGGGACCUCCAGGUCUGAGAGGUGAAGAAGGUCCAGCAGGAUCAGAUGCCCAUGUUCCUCGUCUGUCCUUCUCAGCAGCUCUGACCCGCCCUCAGGCCAGGGCUGGAACCAUAGUAUUCAACAAGAUCUUUGUCAAUGAGAAGGAUGUCUAUAACCCAGGCACAGGUUACUUCACAGCCCCAGUGAGUGGUAAAUACUUCUUCAGCGCUACCCUGACAGGCCAUAAGAAUGUGAAGAUUGAGGCUGUCCUAUCUAAGUCUAACUACGGCGUAGCGCGUGGGGACUCUGCAGGCUACCAACCAGAGGGACUGGAGAAACCCAUGGCAGAGGCCAGACACACGCCCGGAGCCCUGGCUGUCUUCAACAUCGUCCUCCCUAUGAAGGUGGGAGAUACCGUCUGCAUCGACCUGGUCACCGGGAAACUGGCCCACUCCUCAGAACCCCUCACCAUCUUCAGCGGGAUGCUGCUGUAUGAGACCGUCUGAUUGGGCUAGACUGUCUGUGUGAGGCCUUCUGAUUGGCUGGACUGAAGGAGAGGGAUGAGUCUAAUUGGUGCUUACAGAGACAGACAGAAGUGACUGAGAGGACAGUGUCUUGAGAUCAACAAUUGAAUCAAACCGGCAAGAGAGAUACCUUCAUGAAUGAAUCAAACCGCCAAGAGAGAUACCUUCAUGAAUGAAUCAAACCGUCAAGAGAGAUACCUUCAUGAAUGAAUCAAACCGCCAAGAGAGAUACCUUCAUGAAUGAAUCAAACCGCCAAGAGAGAUACCUUCAUGAAUGAAUCAAACCGCCAAGAGAGAUACCUUCAUGAAUGAAUCAAACCGCCAAGAGAGAUACCUUCAUGAAUGAAUCAAACCGGGCAAGAGAGAUACCUUCAUGAAUGAAUCAAACCGGGCAAGAGAGAUACCUUCAUGAAUGAAUCAAACCGCCAAGAGAGAUACCUUCAUGAAUGAAUCAAACCGCCAAGAGAGAUACCUUCAUGAAUGAAUCAAACCGCCAAGAGAGAUACCUUCAUGAAUGAAUCAAACCGCCAAGAGAGAUACCUUCAUGAAUGAAUCAAACCGCCAAGAGAGAUACCUUCAUGAAUGAAUCAAACCGCCAAGAGAGAUACCUUCAUGAAUGAAUCAAACCGCCAAGAGAGAUACCUUCAUGAAUGAAUCAAACCGGCAAGAGAGAUACCUUCAUGAAUGAAUCAAACCGGCAAGAGAGAUACCUUCAUGAAUGAAUCAAACCGGCAAGAGAGAUACCUUCAUGAAUGAAUCAAACCGCCAAGAGAGAUACCUUCAUGAAUGAAUCAAACCGCCAAGAGAGAUACCUUCAUGAAUGAAUCAAACCGGCAAGAGAGAUACCUUCAUGAAUGAAUCAAACCGGCAUGAGAGAUACCUUCAUGAAUGAAUCAAACCGCCAAGAGAGAUACCUUCAUGAAUGAAUCAAACCGGGCAAGAGAGAUACCUUCAUGAAUGAAUCAAACCGGGCAAGAGAGAUACCUUCAUGAAUGAAUCAAACCGGGCAAGAGAGAUACCUUCAUGAAUGAAAUAGAAUCCAAUCCAUCCAUUUGAUGAUUUGUGUUUCACAGCUCGGAGCAAACAGGAAUCCCACUGGGCACAGAUGUCGAUUCAAAGUCUAUUCCACGUUGGUUCAAUGUAAUUACAUUGAAAUGACGUGGGAACAACCGUCGUGUUCCCAGUGGGGUUAAACAUCAUGUCUUUGACAUUCAUUUCCUUUCGAAAGAGAUGCCACUGCAGAGUUUUACAUGUUAUAUUAUUUUAAUAGUUUGUUCGGCACUAUCAACUUUAAUGUUUCACUUAUUUUCAUAAGCUGGCCUUGAGGUCUCACACAUAUUCUUUAACGUCAAAUCAAACUAUAGUAUAUUUUUGAAAGGAUCACAAAAUAAUGUUAAGUAUUUUUGUUCCAUGUAGACUGAUACACCCACAAAUAUGACUGGGAUGGGUUGAUGUUCCAGAAUCUGUUUAUUGCACACAUUCUAUGUCAAAGUGGUUCUGAAGUAUUUUGUAUAUUCAGUCUAAAUUACUCACACUAUCUAUUUCACGUGUGCAAACAGAUUGAAGAGAAAUGCAACAAUAAGCACAUUUUCCUCAAGUAACAAAGCAAUUUCAGCGUGUGGGAGCAGACCAGCAACAAACAAAGUUAUGCUGGUGCUCAUUAUGACUUUUGUUCUAGAACUCAGAAAGAAAAAGAACAUUUGAGGAACAUUCCAUUAAUUUGUUCUAGAACUCAAACAGAAAAAUAACAUUUGAGGAACAUUCCAUUAAUUUGGUCUAGAACUCAAACAGAAAAAGAACAUUUGAGGAACAUUCCAUUAAUUUGGUCUAGAACUCAAACAGAAAAAGAACAUUUGAGGAACAUUCCAUUAAUUUGUUCUAGAACUCAAACAGAAAAAGAACAUUUGAGGAACAUCCCAUUAAUAUAUCCAAGGACUCAAGAGAAAGAGUUCUUCUCAGAAUCUCGAAUGUAGCCAUAGAGGUCAUAUAAACUUGGCGAAGGUCGAGGGUCAACUGUAGAACGUGUGUCCUCUCUGUUUCUCUGUCUACCCUAUUCAGAGCCACAGAUAACACUGAUGAGCAGGGUACGCAUCCCUCUAUCCCUCCAUGAAUUUAAACCUCAGCCAAGAAACCAUGUGCCUGGUCAAAAAGUAGUGUACUAAGGUAGGGAAUAGGGUGCCAUUUGGGACAAACACAUGUUUCCUGUGUCCUUCCCUCACUAGGCCAAUUAACAUGCCUUUCCUUUCUCAAAGUAUUUGAAUUCAGUCCGAUACAGUACAGUAUAGGAAGACCCUCUAGUGGAAUGUUCAUAUGUUGACACUAUCGAGGAACAUUAUCAUCAGAAAUGACAUUUACGGCUCUGUCCCCAAUGGUAUCCUAUUCUAACUAUAGUACACUACUUUGGACCAAGUGCACUAAAAUAUAUAUAUAUAUAUAAAUAAAUAAAUAAAAUGGGUGCCUUUUCAGAUGCACAUUGUAUUUUUGCAUGCCAUAUGUUGCCAGAAUUUCCUAAAGUCUUGAACCAGACAGUUUGGAAAUGCAAUUUACUUUGUAAUAUGUGUUUUUGUAUGCGUUGAUGUACAACCUCAAUAGUUUGUAAAUAUUUGUAUGUAUAUUUUUUGGUCAUAUAUUAGUAAUUUGUUGUGACUGUAUGCUUUUGCUUUGUUUUUAUUAGGUUUGUGUUUUUGUUUUGUUUGCCACAUGUGACUCCAAUACAGAUCACUUUUCCACA
Molecule: messenger RNA, 6325 nt
Organism: Salvelinus namaycush (lake trout)
Lineage: Eukaryota; Metazoa; Chordata; Actinopteri; Salmoniformes; Salmonidae
Gene: emilin1a
Product: elastin microfibril interfacer 1a
Exons: 17
Coding region: 400-3576 (1058 amino acids)
Molecular function (GO): protein binding
Source: RefSeq, a predicted model, not a curated record